This is a messenger RNA of Soboliphyme baturini, 729 nucleotides long. NCBI's taxonomy places the organism in Eukaryota, Metazoa, Nematoda, Enoplea, Dioctophymatida, Soboliphymatidae. The record is from the annotation of a GenBank genome assembly.
AUGGAGGGACGACCGCUGGCUCCUCGGUUCGGGGCGUCAGUCCAGUUGAAUUCGGCAAUUUUGGCUCAGACGGUGACGUAUCCUUUGGACGAUGACGACGCACCGAGAGACAGACUCCAACGGAGGCGCCUUGCAGUGAUGAACGGCGGCCAAACAAGAGGCGAAGAUCUUAAUUGCCGUGACACGUCGUUGCGCCUCUUGUCCUCAGCGCUGCGGUGUUGCUCCAGUUUUGAGCAUCGGCGGCAGUGUUCAAAGCGGGACAAGUUCAUGUUUAACGGCGGCAGCGAUGAUGACGAGAAGAAGCUGUCGACAAUGAACGAACGGACGGACGGCGGACGAAGAAAGAAAGGAGGCCUGAAGCUGUGCCGUAUGGAACCUCCUCACGAUGGCGGCACCUCAGGAAGGCGUUCAAGCGUCAGCGAUGAUAGAUCAGCAUUCCGGCGAAGCGAGGCGCGUCUAAGCCGCAGCUGUCGAUUGAGGAACGGCGCGAUUAGAGUCAGUGGUGUGGCCGGACGGCCGUCGCUGGACCAUACGACGGCUCGUCGACGAGCAGAUCCGUUAAAGCUUCGGCGCCCAUUGGAGCAAACGAUGAUGUGGUUUUUGCCGCGAGCAGCGGCGGAGAUUGAUAUCGAUGGCAACGAUUCUUGGGGCGACGUCAAGAGCUCUCCUCUAGAGGAGACGAUGAGGACCAUCGAGAAUCAGCCGACCACACGUAAUGCCCACAGAUAA